AUGAGUGUGGGAAAAACCUCGCAUGGAUGGAAGCGCAAACUGAAGUACAACGCGGUGCCAACAAUUUUUAAUAAUAUACCUGCGUGCAAUGUAGAUACACAUGUUGCAAAUGCCAGGGCAUCUUCGAAGAUAGAUAAUGAAUGUGACUAUUUUAAUAACAUAGAGUUAAACGUAUUGUAUAAUGUAGCUGGAUAUAUAGUUCAUAGUAUUGCUAAAGGCAAAAGUGCAAUAUGCACAACUUGUUUAAAUUCGGCAGGUUCAACUAAAUAUAACGCAAAUGUUAAAUACGCAAACUUUGUUCAUCUCAAAUGUUACCGGAAUAACACAUUAUUUUUUGUAACCCAAGAUGUUUUUGAAUAUUUUAUGGACAUGGAAUUUAUAAUUAGACAAUAUCUUUCUCAUGUAAGCAAUUCUAAAUGUAAUUUAAUUAUCUUUUUAUGGAAAAAAUGAAACAUAUUUCUUGUGUAAGCCUGAAAAAUUGUCAUAAAUUAAAUGUGAAAAUUAUGAAACGCUUUAUUGCAUUUCGGAUGAAAAUUGCGUGUCUAAAAGGCCGACUGGUAAAACCAACAUAUAACAGUAAAA
Messenger RNA from Harpegnathos saltator (Jerdon's jumping ant), 582 nucleotides. RefSeq lists its product as uncharacterized. The transcript has 3 exons. The record is from RefSeq and is a predicted model, not a curated record. NCBI's taxonomy places the organism in Eukaryota, Metazoa, Arthropoda, Insecta, Hymenoptera, Formicidae. Bases 1 to 450 code for a protein of 149 amino acids.